GAACUUAAAGAACUUCUACAACUUCUUCUACGCGUUCGGCAAAUAUGAAAAAUUUAGAAGAAAUCUUAAAUGACAUCAACAAAUAUAUUAAUAUCGACAAAGAUCGUCAAAAAUACGCAUCUAACUUUGUCACAUUAAGAGAUACAAUUUUUAAUAAGCUAAGAAAAAGAGAACCGUUUGGAAGCAUAUUCAAGGGUUUUCAGUUGGGUGGCAGCUAUGGAGAUAACUUGAAAGUAACUAAACCAAAUGAGUAUGAUCUUGUUUUCCACAUAAGAUUCCCCGACAAUAAUCUUAUUUCAGUGCGGAAAGAUAAUGAUCUACCUGGCAAUGUCCACAUUGAUCUAACCAAAGUUAUGGAAAAGAUUCGUAAAGAAAAACAAAACGAAGUAAUUUAUAAGCACCUAUUGCGUUGGGUUAAUGAAAAGAAUUAUUUAAUUAUUAACAAACUACAAUCGUACUUCUUUAGCUGCUUUACCAAGGCAAUGCAAGAACUUGAUUAUAGAAUAAACGUCAACAACGAAGUAUUCAAACUGCGUUAUACACGAGCGGGACCAGCCCACACUGUAGAAGUAACCGGUGAUGUAGAUUUUAACUAUUCCGUUGAUUUUGUCCCAGGCAUUCUGCUGGAGGAAAAGCAAAGUAUUUUGCCAGGCGUAGGCCAGUGGGAAGCAAUACCUAAGCCUUUGUUCCUGGGACCGAAAGAUUACACUUCAUUUCGCGCGUCAUAUUAUCGGGAAGAACAUAAACUAAUUGACAAUAAACAUAAUUUAAAGAAUGCUUUGCGAAUGUUGAAAAAAUUCAGAGAUGCGCAUCAAAACAUGCUGAAAAUGAAGAGUUAUUUUAUAAAAACCUUAUUUUUAUGGAAAGUAAAAGAAGAAAAUUACACGAGCUAUUGGCGAAAAUCUUUACCGUUGAUUUUGAUUGAUAUGUUUAAAGACAUGGAAAAAAGUUUCAAUCAUAGAAAUUUACCAUUCUUUUGGGAUUCUCGCCUAAAUCUGUAUCAAGCUUAUUCGGCUAAUGUUUUAGUAGAAAUGUUCAAGUGUGUUCAAAGCGCCCGAGAAACUCUAGAAAAGGCCAACGUCGAAUUAACAAUCCCAUUAGAACCUCGAGUCUAUCGGAUCUUUUGUAAGUGGCGGAAAUUGAAAAAUGACAAUGACAGAAAUUCAACAGUCUCCACCGAACAACGUAACAAAUGAUAUUUUAUCUCCGAUUCCCGAAAAU
Glossina fuscipes is the source of this 1221-nucleotide messenger RNA. RefSeq lists its product as uncharacterized. The record is from RefSeq and is a predicted model, not a curated record. Lineage: Eukaryota; Metazoa; Arthropoda; Insecta; Diptera; Glossinidae. The transcript has 4 exons. The coding region runs from base 45 to 1196 and encodes 383 amino acids.